Molecule: messenger RNA, 1203 nt
Organism: Geodia barretti
Lineage: Eukaryota; Metazoa; Porifera; Demospongiae; Tetractinellida; Geodiidae
Source: the annotation of a GenBank genome assembly
AUGCCUAGGCUAAAGUCGAUUCUUAUCCUGGCUAUCGUCACGAUCGUAGCUGUGACCGCGGGCCUCUCGCUGUCACAGGACGCAACUGCCCAAGGCUCACCGGGCACUGCGACGAUCUCGGACGAUCAGGCGUUGAGCGACUCGAUAACUUACACGAUGAAUGUUCCCCCGCCCUCCGAGGGCACUGAGUACGUUGGCUGGCUGCUAUCGGACGACGGCUCGGUCAAGCUGAGCACGGGUCCGAUGGAGCGCCUCAACGACGGCUCCAUCAUGCAUACCUUCGACAGGGACAACUCCCGGUACACCGGCGAGAACCUGAUCCAGGGCUACGACAAGGUGGCCGUUACGGAAGAGGCCGCCGGCACCGACCCGUCCGAGCCGGGCGGCCCAGUCGUCUUCUCCAGCCAGAUUCCCAUGGGCGCGGCAGAGCACAUCAGGGCAAUCGUCGGCGAUGGGAGCCCCGCGGACGGGAUCAGGACGCAGCUUGCCGAGGCCCUGCAGAUGGCCAGGACGGCCCAGAGCGUAUCGUCCCUCGCGGAUGCCAAGAACUACCUCGAGGGCGUCGUCAACAUGAUUGAGGGCUCCUCGGCCGACAUCGAUGGAAACGGUUCGGUGAACAACCCCGCGAUGCGUACGGAGAUCUUGCACAAUGCUGAGCCGGUCAUCGAUUCUGCGAUAGCAGCCGGCGCAGCCGGAGCGGGCGGCGCCGGAAGGGUCGAGGCAGGCGCGCGGCACGCUCACGAGUCGGCUGGGAUGGCGCGCGACGAGGCCGUGAUCGCCAUCAAUGCAGCCACGCAGGUGCUCGCCAGGCUGGCAGCCGGCGGCGCCGCAGGCUUCCUGGACGGCGCACUGACCGGUACGCCUGAAUCGGGAGGCGCGUCCAAGGCUUAUGUCGCUGCCUCAGAUGAUGGCGACGUACAAUCUGCAGGUCGGCGGUUUCCCCACUCCUACGCCGGAGCCCACGGCUACGCCAGAGCCUACGGCCACGCCUACACCAGUACCGCCACCGACGGCCACACCGGUGCCGACCCCGCCCCCGCCACCGCCACCGCCCACGCCCACGCCAGUACCGCCUACCGUUGGCGACAGCUCGGUACCGGCCGUCAUGCAACUGGUGCUGGUCUUCUCGGUGCUGCUCCUGGCAGCGGGCGCAAUGUUCGCACUCAGGGGACGGCGAGACUCAGCGUAACUCGCUCUAGAUAG